Metarhizium brunneum ARSEF 3297 is the source of this 804-nucleotide messenger RNA. Lineage: Eukaryota; Fungi; Ascomycota; Sordariomycetes; Hypocreales; Clavicipitaceae. The record is from RefSeq and is a predicted model, not a curated record.
AUGGCAACGACGUCGGAUACAUUGUAUUGGGCAGUCUUUGUCAAAGAUGAAAUGAGAACACGCUGGCCCGUGAACACGAGGUAUACCGACAAAGAUGAGGAAGUGGUGGCUGAGCAGAUCAUGAGCACUCCCGUUACGGAGACCAUCAUCUUCGGAAAUCUCUGGUACUCCAGGUCAAGCUCGGGACUUGUCCCUGUCGAGGAAGGCGUACUGAAGAAUUGGCAUAGCGGCCGUAUUGUUCUUAUUGGUGAUGCAGUCCACAAAUGUUUGACGAUGACCCCGGACCUGGGUCUUGGCGGCGCUUGUGCGGUUGAGGAUGCAGUUGUUCUCUGCAACAACCUUCGCAACAGGAUGCACGAUUCUAGCUCCAAGUCGUUGAACACCGUCAGCCAAGAUGGAAUAACGCAGCUCUUCCACCAGUACAGUAAUCGUCAAGGGCCCCGCGCCCAAAGAUUGUGUUCGUUAUCGGGUCGAACGACGCGACUAAACUCGUCGGGGACGCUUAUCGACCAAUUCGUAACACGCAUUCUUAUGGUUAACAAUGCCGCGCCUAUGGCGGCCAUAAUGGGAGAAGUGGUCCGGGAAGGCGAGCUGUUAGACUAUGCCACGGUCAAAAGAGUACGGGUCGGUAAUCAGAAUUGGGGUCGUCGGCUGGACCUACAUGGUUUGCCAACGCCCUACAACAACAAGCGCGAAGGGGGGGCAAGAACACUCCUGAGUAUAUCAAAAUUAGUCCUAGCGCUCGUCAUACUUUGCUUACUAUGGACCGCGUUACAUUACCCAACAAACUCAGCCAAAGCCUGA